CGGAGUCUUUUCAGUGAGUCAUUCACAGAUGCGAUUCGGUUCCCAACGUUCACCAAAAAGAGCCGUUCGUUCGCGAACGACCAAUCGUCAUUACUGCGCAGUCCCACAGGGCCGGAGAGGGUGGUGUGAGUCCGUUAGGUAACCAGGGAGUCAAUUUGGCACUUUUACUAUAGCAAAUGUUUUGAAACGUUCAUUUUCUGUCACUUACACCAACAAAAAGAUAUGGGGAACCGUGUCGCUCGUGAGGAUUACGAAUGGGUUUAUACAGAUCAGCCACAUGCCGACAGGAGGAAAGAAAUUUUGGCAAAGUACCCAGAAAUAAAGACACUAAUGAGGCCUGAUCCCAGGCUGAAGUGGAUUGUUUGCAUGAUGGUACUCAUCCAGUUCUUAGCAUUCUACCUGGUCAAAGACCUGGACUGGAAAUGGGUCCUGUUCUGGACUUAUGCCUUUGGCAGCUGCAUCAACCACUCUAUGACCCUGGCCAUCCACGAGAUCUCCCACAACACAGCAUUUGGCAACAACAGGGCCAUGUGGAACCGCUGGUUCGCCAUGUUCGCCAACCUGCCCAUCGGGCUGCCGUAUUCUGCCUCCUUUAAGCGCUACCACCUGGACCACCACCGCUACCUGGGAGGAGACGGUAUAGACGUAGACAUCCCAACUGAUUUUGAGGGCUGGUUCUUCUGCACACGCUUCCGCAAGUUUGUCUGGAUCAUCCUCCAGCCUCUGUUCUAUGCCAUCCGCCCUCUCUGCAUCAACCCCAAGCCCAUCACCGGCCUGGAGCUGGCCAACGUGGCCGUGCAGCUGUCCUUCAAUGUGGCCCUCUACUGGCUGUGUGGAGCCAAGCCUGUGGUCUACAUGAUGGCGGGCUCCUUGCUGGGAAUGGGCCUGCACCCCAUCUCUGGACACUUUAUCGCCGAGCACUACAUGUUUCUCAAGGGCCACGAGACCUACUCCUACUAUGGCUCCCUCAACCUGCUCACAUUCAAUGUGGGCUACCACAACGAGCACCAUGACUUCCCCAGCAUCCCAGGACGUAGGCUACCUAUGGUGAAGGAAAUAGCAUCAGAGUACUAUGAUGACCUGCCCCACUACACGUCGUGGGUGAAGGUCCUGUAUGACUUCAUUAUGGACGACCAGCUCAGCCCCUACUCUCGUGUGAAGAGGAGGCUGAAGGGAGAUAUCAAGCAGGAAUAAAUCCUUCCCGCUCUCCUACUCUCUAACUAAACGACACCAGCCCCAACUCGCCACCAAGACUUUUUACAGCUUUUGCAUAUUAAUACACAUUUGCACUGAAUGUGAAGAGAAUGUGUGGACAGGACGUGCGACAUGUAUGUAAGAAUUUGUUCAAAGUCUGUCCUUACAAAAUAAUUUUUUCAACUAGUCAUUACACACAAUUACAGUUGUCAUUUCUCCCAUUUUUUGCACUUGUGGUCAUUGUAAUGCGGACAAUUAUUUCCCGUCAAAUUUUAUUCCAGAAUGAAUUUAUAUGUAUAAUUGACAUCUUUAGAUUUGAGUUUUGCACUGGUUGCUGCAUGUGUUGAAUAUAUUCGAUCCUGUUUUUUAUAGUUUAUUAUAUAAUCACUCCGGUUUUAUUUCAUUUCUUGAAAGAGGCUGUAUAGCAAUAUACAGUUACCCAUUUCAAUGCUACUGAUCUGCAUUUGCUGUGGAUUGUGAGUUUGUUCUCUCCUCACUCAAUCGUAAAAUCUCCCUUUCAUUCCACGUAGACGGCACUUAGCACAUGACUGUGUGUGUGGACAUAUUGUCUUAUGUUCUGAGCUUUAGUUUAGCUCAUUUUGAUCCAAGUGCCAUUUUGUAUUGUGCUUUUGCCAACACCUCCGAUAACUGAUUCACAUAGUCUGAAGCACCAAGUUAAUUUGCUCUUCGUUAAAUGUCUUUCUUGAUACAGUGGGGAGAAAGAGAGUUCAUAACAAGGUUAGGUAAGACAAGGACCAAGAUUCAAUCGAUCGUGGGUUGGAGACAAUGCGGAUUUGAAUCUCAGCCAAGGUCAAACGUUGUCUUUGUUUUGUUUAGUUGAGCUUUAACGGAACACCAAAUGUGGCCUUAAAUGUGUAAAUUACUGUAAUGGAGAAGCAUCAUUCAUAUUUUGUCUGAUGAGCUGGUAUACGCUCCAAACAUCAACUUUUCCGGACGUAUUUUACUGGUUCUCCUUCUAUAAUUAAUACUCAAUCUUAGAAAUAUACAGCAUGUUAAAGCUAAUUUAGAUUUUAGACUAGUGAAGUCUUUUGACAAUAGCUAUAUUGAGCCUCUUAUGGAAACCCAAUCGAAGGCCAAAUUAAUUGAAACCAAAUGUAAUUUUGUUCAUAUACUGUAUGCUUUCAUAUUUUUUUAUUUUACUUUCACUUGAUUCUGAAAGUCCGAUUUAUUUCCAAUUGUGUCCUUUAACAUUUUUCAAAGCAGUAUGCAAUGCCGUAAGUAGCCUAAUUAAUGUGAGAGAAAACAGAAUUGCUUUCUUUAGCAGUGAUUGACCUCAAGAACAGAGCAGUGCCCCCUUAAUCAUAGAGUCUGAAAGCCACUCAAAUGUUUAACUUUAAAGUAGCUACCAAAGAGGGAGUGAAACCCAAUUCAUGCAUCACAUUAUGCAAACCAUGAUGUGGAUGAAUAUUGUCCAAAGUAGAAUGGAAGCUUGCUGACAGUGGUGCUGAAUCACAAAUUCACCCUUAACCCUAGACACUCCAUGUAGAUCUGGAAUGAACCUUAGCAGUAUGGUAAUAGCUCCAUCUUGCCAUCUGAUUGGCUUGGAGGGAGAUUUGCAAUAUUGAGUAGACUUAGGGCUGGAUUCAAUCUGUACCGCAGAACUAAUAUGGAAGAUAUAUCUUUAAAGGCAAUGUUCCCGCAUUCUUAUCUAAAAUAGAUGUGGCUAGGGGUUGAUUUGGGAUUCAAUGGCUUCUAAAACAGGGUAAAGGAGCUUUUUGUUACAUCUACAUCUGUAUUAAACACAAGCUGAACUCAUGUUGGAUAGCACCUCAUGAGGCCCUUUCACAGUUGGGCUUAUUGGACUAAGGGUGAAAGAAUUGAAUGAAGUAGUCUUUAUCUUCUUAAAUCAAGCAUAUUCUUUCAUGUAGAAUACUCCUCAGCACUAUGGGAAGGGAGGAGUCAUGAUUCCACCCUCAUUGUGUAACACCUGCCUUUUUGCAUUAUUGAGUUUUGUCUGAUUGUCAUCCUUUUUGCUGGUCAGCCAUGAGGUCCUGUCAUAAGAUGGAGUAGCAGGUCAGAUCUAUUGGGUAUAGGCUAGAGGUGUACUGGUAAUUGCGUUAAAGUCCUACUCCAAUCUCCCUUUCACCUCAUUUAACACCUGAUUAAGGGCCUCUUUACACUACUUUGACGACGCAAACUUGGUCCAGGCGAGAUACUUGUGUCGUGUAAAGAGAGAGAUUUGAAUCUAGAUCCAUCUUUAAGAGAUGUCUCCCACACUUCUUACAGCGGUAGUGUGGGAGACAUAUACGCUAGUGAUGCCAAUCCUUACGGUUAUAUCAGCGGGUUUAGGAUAAUUAAAUAUUGUGUGGAUGAAGGGCGGGUGGAAGGGCGGGUUGAAUAAAGAGAAAACAAUACCUUAAA
Molecule: messenger RNA, 3576 nt
Organism: Salmo salar (Atlantic salmon)
Lineage: Eukaryota; Metazoa; Chordata; Actinopteri; Salmoniformes; Salmonidae
Product: sphingolipid delta(4)-desaturase DES1
Biological process (GO): ceramide biosynthetic process
Cellular component (GO): membrane
Molecular function (GO): sphingolipid delta-4 desaturase activity
Source: RefSeq, a predicted model, not a curated record